UUCUCUUUAAUGAUGUUUGCAGAUUUCUUCUAUAGCAAGUCUGUCAAACUUGCAAAAAAUAUAAAAGUUCCAUUGGUUUCUUAUGGAUGCAAUUGUAGAGGAGAAUGCGUUGAUCCAAGAAGUUGUUCUUGUGCAAGACUUAACGGCAAUGACAUUCCAUAUGUUCAUAAGGAUGGGGGCCGAUUGGUUGAAGCAAAAGCUGUAGUCUUUGAAUGUGGUCCUCAUUGUCAAUGCUCCUCUACUUGUGUCAAUAGGACCUCUCAACAUGGACUCAGAUAUCGGCUCGAGGUUUAUCGUACCUCAAAGAAGGGUUGGGCUGUCAGAUCCUGGGAUACAAUUCCUUCUGGUGCUCCUGUGUGUGAAUAUACAGGAAUUUUGACAAGAAGUGAGGAUAUUGAUUCAGUUGCAGAGAAUAACUACAUCUUUGAUAUUGAUUGUUUGCAAACAAUUAAAGGCCUUGAUGGAAGAGAGAGGCGUCCUGGUGAUUUAUCUUCUCUCAUUGAUUUGGAUGAGAGGAAAUCUGAAGUACCCGAGUAUUGUAUUGACGCAGGCUCCCUUGGCGGUGUUGCACGAUUUAUUAAUCAUAGUUGUACUCCAAACCUUUUUGUUCAAUGUGUGUUGAGCCAACAUCAGGAUAUCAAAAUGGCAAAAAUAAUGUUGUUUGCUGCUGAUAAUAUUCCUCCACUACAGGAACUAACGUACGACUAUGGCUACGUGCUUGAUAGCGUAGUUGGAGUUGAUGGUGGUUGUAAUUUUGUCGCAGGUGAUUUUUUCGCCAAGCGUAAUAUAGAAGUGCAAGUUUGCCAUGAAAGGAUGCUAAUAUAG
Molecule: messenger RNA, 825 nt
Organism: Phalaenopsis equestris
Lineage: Eukaryota; Viridiplantae; Streptophyta; Magnoliopsida; Asparagales; Orchidaceae
Product: histone-lysine N-methyltransferase, H3 lysine-9 specific SUVH4-like
Exons: 7
Coding region: 10-825 (271 amino acids)
Cellular component (GO): nucleus
Molecular function (GO): histone methyltransferase activity; zinc ion binding; protein binding
Source: RefSeq, a predicted model, not a curated record